GGCCAGCGGGCCGUGGAUGGAGUCUGUUCGAUGCUUCGUGCCGGAGGAGUGAAGGAGCUGCACAUCGGUGGGCUCCAUCUUCAAAACAUGUCGCAGACCACGACCGCGCUGCAGGAGGCCUCUGCAAAGCUGCGUUGCAAUGAUCCCAUUUGACACGGCGGAGAAGAAGGUUACAGGUGGGGCGUGGUUUGAUAUCUCGCUGAAUUAUCUCUAGGCAGGCGCCAGCAAGCACCACAAAGCCUGGUUCUCAACCUAUUGUCGUCUGUGAGAUCAAAAUGGACCAAAAGUGGAUUCAGAUGCUGGUGAUUCUGGUGUUUUAUCAAACGAGUGCCUCAGGAACCAGUGAAAUAGUCUUAAAAGAGGGGGACACGUUUGAAAUCAAGUGUGAGCCUCCUGGGGCUUACUCCAUGGUCAUCUGGUUCCGAGUUCUGGAAAAAUCAGGGAUGGAAUUCAUCGCAUCUUUUGACAUGCAUGGCAAGAGAAAGUUGACCCCGACUGCCCUCUCCUCAAACGUCGAUGACUCGAAGAUGGACAAACGAGUCCUGACACUGAAGUCCUUCAACAAAGCUCGGGACAGCGGCGCCUACGGCUGUGCCUGCAUCAAAAACAACGAGCUGAUAUUUGGCAAAGAAACUCGACUGAAAGGAGAGAAAAAAGCUGUGGUUGCGACCCGAGCACCACUCGUCACCACUGGCACUCCAAACCCCCCCGUGACCACCAAGGCCUGUGUUUGUGAAACCAGUCCUUCCAUCUAUUGCUCAACCAUCAUUCUGGGACCACUGGCCGGCGGCUGUGGCCUUCUUCUCCUCCUCCUCAUCAUCACCAGCCUGUACUGUAACCAAAUAAGGACGCGGAGAUGCCCCCACCACCACAGAAGAAAGCCGCGUACGAUGGCUCAUGGAAAACAGAUGAAGAACAACACACACGUUUAAUCUCAAUGUGGCUGUUUUAUUUCUUUUAACUGUAAUUAUUUGUUAUUGUUCCUAAAAUUAUCUUAUUUACAGUUUAAUUACACUGUGAAUAAUUUACUGGCAAGUUAAAACCUUUUCACUGUGUGUGACAGAAAAUACAAAACAAGAAUCUAUCAAGUCAAAUACUAAUCUGACUUUGAAAGUUUUUCAUUGUCAACUUGUCGAUCGAGCCGCUCUGUCGCAAUCACUGUGAUCUCUUUUACUCAAAUUAAAAAGUGUUAAUUUAUCCAAUCACUAUCAAUCCAAAUAAUAAUAACAAUAAAAAAAAGAUUAGAAUUUGAAUCAACAUUUAUGUGAAAAAAAAAGUAUGUAUAUAAUUUCCCUUUUGUAUAGAUCUCAUUUAUGGCUACAUUUAUAAGUUCGUGUUUUGUAAGCCACGUUUUCACCGUUGUUUUUUAACCUUUCUCUGUUUCGCUGCAUUGAUUUUUUAUUUGAACUACAGUCUUUUUGUUGUUUAGUUACGUCUGGUAGUUUUGUGAUUUAACUUCUCUUCAACCCGAAAAGAAGAAAUAGACUAUAGUGACGAAAAUAAUCUUCUCUGCUGAAAUUAUAUCUGGCAGGAUGCUAACUUGAAAUGUGAAUUAGUUUAUAUUAAAUAUAUCAAAGCUUUUUUUCCGGUGUGAAUAUAAUUUCUCUGGUUUCAAAGUAAUGAGGAGCAAGUAUUGAAUUGUUGUCUUCUUAUAAAUGGAUGUACAGUGUUUUAGAACUGGUCGAUUUUUUCUUUUAAAUAUUGUAAAAACAAAAAUAAACCCAUAAAAUAAAAGGAAUUUUAAUACCA
Pleuronectes platessa (European plaice) is the source of this 1749-nucleotide messenger RNA. It is a transcript of the gene cd8a, whose product is annotated as CD8a molecule. The coding region runs from base 276 to 932 and encodes 218 amino acids. The transcript has 6 exons. Lineage: Eukaryota; Metazoa; Chordata; Actinopteri; Pleuronectiformes; Pleuronectidae. The record is from RefSeq and is a predicted model, not a curated record.